Messenger RNA from Gigantopelta aegis, 1503 nucleotides. RefSeq lists its product as uncharacterized. Gene Ontology annotation, molecular function: nucleic acid binding. Gene Ontology annotation, biological process: DNA integration. The transcript is spliced from 3 exons. The coding region runs from base 1 to 1503 and encodes 500 amino acids. The record is from RefSeq and is a predicted model, not a curated record. NCBI's taxonomy places the organism in Eukaryota, Metazoa, Mollusca, Gastropoda, Neomphalida, Peltospiridae.
AUGCGGUACAGCUAUGAGGUGAUCUAUACAGCGGGUAAGAACCUGACAACUGCAGAUGCGUUGUCUUGCGCUCCGGUUGGAUCUCCCCAGGAAACUGACCUGCUGUUGGAAAGUGAUGCCACAGCAUUAGUACAGUCUGUGAUUGAUGGUAUACCAGCGACCCAGGGUUGGCUAGUAGAGAUCAGGAUGAAGCAGCAGCAAGACCGGGUAUGUAGUCAAGUCGCUCGUUACUGCAGAGAUGGAUGGCCUGCUGUGAAGUCCAAACUUCAUCCAGAUGUUUGUCCAUUCUUCAUGGCGAGAGACGACUUAACAGUCCAAGAAGGACUAUUACUUUAUCGCACUAGACUUGUCAUCCCAGUGGAACUGAGGAAGGACAUUUUGACCCGAAUUCAUGAUGGCCAUCAAGGCAUUGUAAAAUGCAGAGCUCUGGCCAAGUGUUCUGUGUGGUGGCCAGGACUAUCUCAACAGAUCCAGUCCAUGAUAGAAAACUUUGCAAUCUGCGAGAAAGAGAGAAAAGCUAGACCUGAGCCAUUGAAGCCAAGCAGUGUUCCGGGUUUCCCAUGGCAGAAAGUGAGAAUGGACUUGUUUGACUGGCAUGCCUCGACCUCUUCAGAGACUGUUAUUGUUCAUUGCAAGAGUAUCUUCGCACGACACGGGAUUCCUGAAGUUGUUCAAUCAGAUAAUGGACCACAAUUUGCAUCCCAGAAAUUCAGCAGAUUUGCUACAGAAUAUGGAUUCACCCAUGAAACCAGCAGUCCUCAUUAUCCGCAAGCUAAUGGAGAAGCUUCAAGGGCUGUGCAGACGGUCAAGAAUUUUCUGUUGAAAGCUGAAGACCCAUAUCUGGCGCUACUUAACUACAGAGUGACUCCUCUUCAGUGUGGUUUCAGUCCAGUAGAAAUGUCCAUGGACCGUUGCCUGAGGACGAGAGUUCCAGUCGUCCCUGCCUUGCUUACUCCUGAUUGGCCUAAGCUGGCCGACAUGAAGUGGGAAAAUGCAGACCAGAAGGAAGUGCAGAAAAAGAACUUUGACAGGCGGCAUAGAGCUACUACACUUCCAACUCUGUCACCUGGAGAUCAGGUUUGGAUCAAAGAACCGACUGAGAUGAAGGGGGAAGUUGUGAAGCCUAUUGGUCCGAGAUCUUAUGCAGUCAGGUCAUCAACUGGGCUACGCAGAAGGAAUAGGAGGCACCUAAAUCGACGAAGUUCAAGUCCGCCUCCUCAUCAACUGAUCAACCCUGCAGUGUCAUCAACCUUGCCAAACCCUGCAGAGGACAACAUUUCUAUGGAUAUCGAUCCUGUACCAGUGAUGUCUGAGGAGACAGAGUCCGCUUCAGCGUCGCCGUCAUCUUCUGAUGAAGUCUACUCUGUUCUUCCAAUGGUGAUGCAGUGCCUGGAUCCCUCCGACAAACAAGGAUUGAAAAACUCCUCAACAGUGGAAUUUACAUCUCCUAAGGAAAUAUGUGGAAGUCAGGCAGUGCUAGAUCUGGGGAAUAUGGUGGGGUAA